Molecule: messenger RNA, 5474 nt
Organism: Trematomus bernacchii (emerald rockcod)
Lineage: Eukaryota; Metazoa; Chordata; Actinopteri; Perciformes; Nototheniidae
Gene: sox5
Product: SRY-box transcription factor 5
Biological process (GO): positive regulation of chondrocyte differentiation; regulation of transcription by RNA polymerase II; cell fate commitment
Cellular component (GO): nucleus
Molecular function (GO): DNA-binding transcription factor activity, RNA polymerase II-specific; RNA polymerase II cis-regulatory region sequence-specific DNA binding
Source: RefSeq, a predicted model, not a curated record
GAGGCAGGCAGAGAGAGAGAGUGAGGGAGGGUGUAAGGCUGAAAGUGUGAGUAGAGAGACAGAGAGGAACACAGAGAGAGAGAGAGAGCGAGAGAGAGAAUCAGCAGUGUGUGUGAGAGGUUGAAGGAUCACUUCUAUCCCGUCUUGUUUUGGGGAGACUAACCUUGUUCAUCUGAGCAUUGUGGGACUGUUUUAUGUUGUUGUUGACGAGAGCGACGGACCCUCACUCCAGCAUGCUCACUGAGCCUGAGCUACCUCAGGAGUGUAACAGGAUGUCUUCCAAGCGACCAGCCUCUCCAUAUGGGGGGACAGAUGGAGAGGUAACCAUGGCAACCAGCAGACAGCGAAUGGAGGAUGAGGAUAGCGAGGGACUGGGCGGUGUCAUCCACCUACCCCUGGCCUCCUACUGCGGCAAGGUGUCCCCUCGUUCGCCUCACAACCGCAACUUGGACAGCCCCCCCAACAUGGAGCAGGACGGCACUAAGCGGAGCUCUUUGAGUCCUUACCCCCAGCACAAUGCUACCUCACCAGGCAAAGAGGAUGGUGGAGGAGGUGGGCGGCCCUGCAGCGACGGAAGCUUAGCCACAGGUACCCUCGGGACCCCAGAGAGACGCAAGGGCAGCCUGGCAGACGUUGUGGACACACUGAAGCAGCGGAAGAUGGAGGAGCUGAUCAAGAACGAGCCAGAAGAGGCCCCCAGCAUUGAGAGGCUGUUGUCAAAGGACUGGAAGGAUAACCUUUUGGCCAUGGGCUCAGGGCACAUCGGAGAGAUUAAAGGUACUGCGGACAGCCUGGCGGAGAAAGAGCGCCAACUCAUGGGCAUGAUUGGCCAGUUGAGCAGCCUGAGGGAGCAGCUCCUGGCGGCCCACGAGGAGCAGAAGAAGCUGGCCACCUCGCAGAUGGAGAAGCAGAGGCAGCAGAUGGAGCUGGCCAAGCAGCAGCAGGACCAGAUUGCCCGGCAACAGCAGCAGCUUCUGCAGCAGCAACAACACAAAUCAACCUUCCUGCAGCAACAAAUCCAGCAGGUCCAGGGCCAGCUCCCCCCGCUGAUGAUUCCCGUCUUCCCCCCGGACCAGAGGACCCUGGCGGCGGCGGCGGCCCAGCAGGGCUUCCUGAUGCCCCCUGGCUUCAACUACAAGCCUGGCUGCAGUGACCCCUACCCUCUCCAGCUCAUCCCCACAACCAUGGCUGCUGCUGCUGCUGCUGCUGCCGCCACACCAGGCCUGGGACCCCUACAACUCCAGCAGUUGUAUGCAGCUCAGCUGGCGGCCAUGCAGGUAUCCCCGGGGGCCAAGCAGCACGGAGGCAGCCUGCCACCCCAAGGCAGUAUGGGCACCCACUCCCCCCCCACCAACACACACUCACAGAGCGACAAGGGCCGUAACUCCCCGCUACCAAACAAAAAGGACAGUGAGGGUGCACAGCCACUGAACCUGUCGGCCAAGCCUAAGGCAUCCGAGAGCAAGUCACCCAACUCCCCCCCAACUUCCCCACAGGUCGCUGCAGCCGCUGCCGCCAAGCUGGGCCCUAACAUGAAGCACAGCAUUGCCCCCUCCAGCAUCGGAGGCCCACCCACCAGGGUCAGCUCCAUAGCAGACUUGUUGUCGUCACUGUCCACGACCGCCUACCUGAGCGACCACGAGGCGGUGAGCAAGGCCUUCGCCGAGGCGCGGCAGAUGAAGGAGCAGCUGAAGAGGGAGCAGCAGGUGUUGGACGCCAAGGUGGCCGCCGUCAGCAACCUCAGCCUCAACAACGGACGAUCAGAGAAGGAGAAGGCCGCCCUGGAGAGUCUGAGUCAGCAGCUGAAGCAGCAGGCGGAGGACAAGUUCAGCCACGCCAUGCUGGACUUCACCAUGAGCGGAGACUCUGACGGCUCCCCCAGCGUGUCAGACUCCAGAAUAUUCCGGGAGGCUCGGGGUCGCGGCACUGCCGAGCCGCACAUCAAGAGGCCGAUGAACGCCUUCAUGGUGUGGGCCAAAGACGAGAGGAGAAAGAUCCUGCAGGCCUUCCCCGACAUGCACAACUCUAACAUCAGCAAGAUCCUCGGCUCACGCUGGAAAUCCAUGACUAAUCUGGAGAAGCAGCCGUACUACGAGGAGCAGGCUCGCCUCAGCAAGCAGCAUCUGGAGAAAUACCCCGACUACAAGUACAAGCCGCGGCCCAAACGCACCUGCCUGGUGGACGGCAAGAAGCUGCGCAUCGGCGAGUACAAGGCUAUCAUGAGGUCCCGCAGGCAGGAAAUGAGACAAUACUUCAGUGUGGGGCAGCAAGGCCAAAUACCCUUGUCCUCCGGAGGGGUGGUUUACCCAGGCGCCCUCUCCAUGGCAGGAAUGCCCUCCCCCCAAAUGCCCUCAGAGCACUCAAGCAUGUCCAGCAGCCCAGAGCCAAACGCCGCCCACCACCAGAACCCCCACCUGGCUGGCCUGAAGGGGGAGGAGCCACGAAUCAAGCAGGAGGUGCUGCGGCUGGACGACAGCAACGGCAACGGGUACGACGACUUCGAAUACGAGGACGAAGAGGCAGGAUACACCAGCGAUAAUGAGAACCAUAUCACCCAAUAGGACGGCCUGACAGCUGCCUAUUUGUAAGCCAAUCACAGCUGGUUAUCCCCACACAAUCCCAAACCCACCAAUCAGGAAGAAAACUCUCUCUUUUUGCCAAUCACCUCGAGUCCCAAUCUCACAACACCCGCCCCCCUCUACCCUUCCUGACUAACAUGGACUCUUUAAGAGAGCCAAAUGUUUCCCCCCCCCCCCCCCACUGGAGUCCUGAUACCAGCAUCUGAUCAAUCAACUGAAGCACAGGACCUGUCACUCACACUGACUGUUACACUAACUGGAGUCUGACGACCGAGCCAGCCUCUGACGCUCGCUGAGGAAUAUUCAAGUACUACUGCAAGGUUCUGAGUGUAAUACCAGGAGUGAGGAGAGAUAUCAUUCACACUCAAAAAGCAACCUUUUAGACCCGUUUGUAGAAAAAAGGAGACAUUUUCAAAUGAAAGACGAAUCAGUGGACCUGUCAAAGGCUAACAGAUGACACUUUAAGAUGGCGGACCUGUUUAUUAUCAAGAGACACUUUUAAAAAGUAACAGCUUUUUUUGUUCUUUGGUUCUAUAAUAUUCUCACUCAGGUACACGGUGCCAAUAAGUGGCUUGUGAAUGUGAUUUGUUGUUUUUGUGCUACAAGUUUGAAUAAUAAUAGGAAAAAAGAGACAUUUCUUUUUUCCCCCUUUUGUUGUAAAGCACCUGAAAGACAUCAGACAUGUUUAUUUUUAACGAGAACAUAUCUUUUCUUCGACCUCGCAGUGUGCUGUCAGCGGUUCAUCCCUUUUCUCUCUGUGUUUUUUCCCUCUCCCCCCGCAAUCUGGGAAUCCGAUGGGACGGUCCAGCCAGGACUGACCAGUGCAGCAUGGACUGUCCCACUUUAAGAGAUUUUCCGGGGGGGAGAAGGGGAGUUUAGGAGCAGAAACAAAAGCACUGUGUUGUGAGACAAUCCACCAGUUUCUUCUCGCUCCGUCCUUCUAUCUUGAUCGCGUCCGGGGCCAAAAAUCAGAACAACUUAUCUCGAGUGUGUGUCGGUGUGUGAUGUGUGUACUCAUUUAUUGGCCAUUUGCACAUUUGUGUAACAUUUAAAUUUCAGUGUGAGAAAAAAGGCUUAAAAGGUCUCAGAUACAGAAAGACAGGCUUACACUGCUGCUGUUAUUUACUGUACCACACACACACACACACACACCUGUUGUUCUGCCCCUCAGUGUUUUCCUGCUCCCUCCAAUCAACAUCGUCCUGCUGCCCCCAGUGGGCGGAGCUGAAGCAGCCAGUCAGUGUUUCUGUUUGUAUUUGAAUACUGUAUUUUAUUUUUUUCUCUUCAAACUGCCUCUAGUCUAAUAAUAUUAUUAACAAUAAUUAUAAGGAUGGUCAGCGUUUCCUAAGUUUAGUAAGUUAUGUACAGUAUAAUUUAUUUUUCUCCUCUUUACGACCAUAUGAAACUAUGACAGUCAAUGAAACAUUAUUCUAUUUAGCUGGUAGAUAUUUAGCUAAAACAAAAGUUGUCAUUUUUACCUUGCUUUGUUUUGUUCCCUUUUUUUUUUUUUUUUAUGCAUUUGUUUUGUAUUAAUCCCCCGGGCGGGGGGACGGGCGUAGUUGCCCCCGGCCCCCCUCCGAGCUGAAGACAUAACCUGUUCAUGUCCAAACCCAUUUCUAAAAAGCACUCAGACUUGGAGAAAAAGAAGAACAUGAUUUUUUAUUGUUAUUAUCAUUUGAUUUGUAAUGGUUAUUAUAAUGUAUAAUGUGAAGUUUCCUCUCUUUUUUUGCCUUUUAUUUGAAUAUUUGGGGAAAUCAGUUGUAUCACUUUUGGAAACUGUUUUCUGUGAACAAAGAGUCCCGUCCCCGUUUACUAGUGUUGGUCGCCUCACCGAGACACAGUGGAACACCUUUGGCUUGGAUGCACUCACACACACACAUGCACAAACACAAUCACUCACACACACAUUUCAAAUGAAGAGAUUAUCAUGACUACCAAACAAAUCCUAUGCUGUCCUUUUUUUCUGUUUUAUGAAAUCUAGUAUACUAGAUUUAAAAUCUUGUACAUAUAUUGUUUUUGGUGUUUUUCUUUAAAUCAUAGGAAAGCAGUGUUUACCGUGAUCCACCAGAGUGUUCCGCUGUGUGUGAGAGUGUGUGUGUGUGUGUGCGUGUGAGACGACCACACGUAUCUACAGUAUCUUUAAAGUCACUUCUCAUCAGGAGCCCUUUGCUUUGUUUGAGCUCCACGCGAUGCUACAGGAGCCAUGACUACUCUUCAGGUGUGCUGCCACAUAGUGAUCAAUCAUUCUCGCUGUAGAUGUUUUGCUACAUGCCACAUAAUGAGCCUCUGGGUCUUAAUUUGCUGUAUAGUCACCCUUAUCAUCACACCUUGGUUCUACCCAAUGCUGGAGAAAAGGGGACUCAGUGGAUCAAUCCAUUUUUAGUUUAACAGGGGGGUGGGUGGGGCAUUAGGACGUCAAUCAUCCCUGCUGGCAAGGUCUGACCCCAUAUCAAGACAAUGAAAAUGAUGAUGAUGAUGAUAUUAUUUAAGACAAUCAAAGUCAUGAGUGGAGCUCACAACAAAGUAAGAAUUAUUACAAGUAAAAAAAAAAAUAUCUUACCAUCUCAACUUGAAAAAUCAAGAAAGAUAAUUAUGUAAAUAUAACAUAGAGUUAUAGAUUUAUAUUUUGUUCAUAACACAGUGUAAUAUAAGUUGUAUAUUUCUUUUUUUCUCUCCCUACUGUCUCUUUAUUGAUGUUAUCCAUGCCACGGAAAAGCAGAAGUCGCAGUACUCUCACAAAAAAAUGAAGAAAAAUAUCAAAGAAAUAAAGAAAAACAGGAAGAAGAAAAAAACCAAGCCGUGGGCUGCCACCACCAUCUGUUCUAAGUUCACUUUUUUUUCAGUAUUACUGCCAGACAAGGCUCUAAUAAAGACAGCAAUGUGUUGGGUAAAAAA